This is a messenger RNA of Photinus pyralis (common eastern firefly), 1275 nucleotides long. RefSeq names its product juvenile hormone acid O-methyltransferase-like. The transcript has 3 exons. NCBI's taxonomy places the organism in Eukaryota, Metazoa, Arthropoda, Insecta, Coleoptera, Lampyridae. The record is from RefSeq and is a predicted model, not a curated record. Gene Ontology annotation, molecular function: S-adenosylmethionine-dependent methyltransferase activity. The coding region runs from base 1 to 816 and encodes 271 amino acids.
AUGACGAGCAGUGAGGCAUACGUGAAACACGCCGACUUUCCUAAGAGCGUGGCAAUCGAAAUUGUUCCCAGCUUAACAAGCAGGGUCGAAUGGAAGGAAGGCUGCAGGGUGAUCGACGUUGGUUGCGGGCCAGGUAACGUUACGCGCGAGGUUCUGCUGCCAAAUUUGCCAAAAUCGAUCAAGACAAUUGUGGGCAUCGAUAAGUGUCCCGAUUUUGUCAAGUACGCCAAAAUCCACUACGAGUGGGCGCCAAUUACGUCCUUUAGGCUAAUGGAUAUCGUUGACGAUGACGUACCAGGCGAGCUUGAAGGAUAUUUCGAUUACGCCUUUUCGCUUUUUUGUUUUCAUCAAUUUCAUAACCACGAGGCCGCCUUUAGUAAUGUGGCGAGGAUGCUAAAACCUGCAGGUGAAUUCCUGUGCUACUUUCCCAUCACAUCUUCCAGUGUUUUAGUGUACAAGGCUUUUGCUGAGGAUGAAAAAUGGAAACACUACUUCAGCGAUUACGAGACCUACCGCAGCCCGUAUAAUGAAUCGUCUGACAUUAAAGAGGAACUUGAAACUAUGCUGGCCUUUGUUGGAUUUAAGAUAUGUUUCCUUAAAGUGGAAGAAAAAAAGCACAAAUUCUAUGUUAAAGACUUUCCUUACACCUGCUCUUCCUUUGGUAUAACAGUGCCGGAUCGCCUGAUGGACGAAUUGAUUGAAGACAUUCCAGCAAAGUUAAAGUCUUUGGAUUUAAUUAAAGUGGGAGAAGAUGAUGAAGAAUAUUUAGAUUAUACGUACAAUUUAGUCACGUUGCAUCUUGUAAAGAACGAUUAGUCCCGUUUUACCGAUUUGCAUUGUGUAUUAGAGAGGACGCCCGGUAGCUCAAGCACUUACAGUGACCCUAUAGAGAUAGUGUGGUCAUACGGUGGUGUUAUUUUCUAUGGGUAGUUGGGAGAUCAGCCAUGUUUUGGCCAAAUACCCUGGAAAUUAACAUGGAAACCAAAGUGAUGAAUUUAUCUUGCUGAAGACAAUAUUAUAACAACGUUAUUGUAACCAUAGCAAAAUCUACUAUUCGGUUAAACCAAUGAAUUCAAUGAUAAAUUGGAAAAAACAUGGCCGACAUGGAGCAUUAUGGCCACACUGUCUUUAUACAGUCACUGUAAAGAACUGGCUUUACGAUGUCAAAUUAUCCAGGUUUGAUUUUCCAGUUCUACCAACCCCUAUCUAUCAACUAUCAAACUACGUUUGUAUUAUAUUUUCCUAAAAUGGAAAUACAUGAGACUAUUUUAGUUU